ACAAAAGCGAGUAAUGAAUGCGCUGUUUUAACCGAAUUCAUGCGCAUAACAACAAUUCCUGAUAUACUUUUUAAAAAUAAAUUAUGCAAUUGAUUGUAGUGUAAAUUGUGUUAUCGUAAAAUAAACAAAAGAUAAUGUCAACACGAAUUUUAAACAAAAGUUUGACAGCUGCCUGUCAAACUGCUUAUCAUCAUCAUAAUGGAAUCAGAAAUUGGCGGCGGUCAACUGAAAUUUUGAACGGGAUACAAAUAAGAAAUAUGGCAGGUGAAUGUUCAUUUUUAACAGUGGAUAACAUGAAUCCACAUGUUAAAACAAUGGAAUAUGCUGUUCGAGGACCCCUUGUUAUACGAGCGUCAGAAAUUGAAAAAGAAAUCUUAAAGGGAGUCCAAAAACCAUUUAAGGCUGUAGUCAAGGCAAACAUUGGUGAUGCACAUGCUAUGGGACAGAAACCAAUAACAUUUAUCCGACAAGUAUUAGCAUUGGUGGCGCAUCCAGAGCUCUUAAAGGAUCCAGCAUUUCCAGCUGAUGCGAAACGUCAUGCAGAUACUAUAUUGAAAGCAUGUCGUGGAUAUUCAGUUGGUUCUUAUACGGAUUCACCUGGUAUUGAAGUGAUUCGGGAACAUGUUGCACAAUAUAUUACAAAACGAGAUGGUUUUCCAUGUAGUUCAGAUGAUAUUAUUCUAUCAAAUGGUGCCAGCGAUGGUAUUAAAUCCGUGCUACGAUUAUUAAUUUGUACAAUCGAUGGUAAACAACCAGGUGUUAUGAUUCCAAUUCCACAAUACCCAUUGUAUUCAGCGUCAUUGGCCGAAUUUAAUAUACAUCAAAUUGGAUACUUUUUGGAUGAGUCGAAAGGAUGGGGUAUCAAUAAUACAGAAUUAGAACGUGCUCUAAAUGAAUCCAAAACAAAACAUAAUAUCAAUCCACGUGCUAUUGUUGUAAUUAAUCCAGGAAAUCCAACAGGACAAGUAUUAACAAAAGAGAAUAUUCAGAAUAUUAUCAAGUUCGCUUUUAAUGAAAAAUUAUUAAUUCUGGCUGAUGAAGUUUAUCAGCAUAAUGUUUAUGCUAAGGGUUCCGAAUUUCAUUCGUUUAAAAAGGUCAUGAAAGAAAUGGGCGAACCCUACUCAUCAAUGGAAUUGGCCAGUUUUAUGUCAAUAUCAAAAGGUUAUAUGGGCGAAUGUGGUGUUCGUGGUGGUUAUACAGAAAUUACAAAUUUCCAUCCACAAGUGAAAGCACAAUUAUUAAAAUACAUUAGCGCCAAUCUUUGUUCAACUGUUUUCGGUCAAACUGUUAUGGAUUGUGUUGUGAAUUCACCACAAAAAGGUGAUCCAAGCUACGAUCUCUUUGAAAAAGAAAAGAAUGCUGUUUUAGGUUCAUUAAAGGAUAGAGCCAAAUUGAUUUACGAUACAUUUAACAGUAUUCCUGGAUAUAGUUGUAAUGAAGUUCAAGGUGCCAUGUACGCUUUCCCGCGAGUAGAAAUACCAGAAAAAGCAAUUGAAAUAGCCAAACAAAAUGGACAACAACCUGACGUGUUCUAUGCAUUCCAGUUACUUGAAGCAACUGGUAUUUGUAUUAUUCCUGGUUCUGGAUUUGGUCAAAAAGCUGGUACAUAUCACUUCCGUACAACGAUUUUACCACAAACCGAUAAACUAAAAGAAAUGUUAAAUCAUAUUAAAGAAUUCCAUGUGAAAUUCUUAAAAGAAUACUCAUAAUAAUCUUUCUUUUUGUAAAUAACUUAAAUCAACAAUACGAAAUAACUGAAAACGAAUUAAAAAUUUUUAAAAUAAUUGUGAGAAAACAACAAUAGGAAGAAAUUAAUUAAAACUACUAGUCAGAAUAAAAAGUAUGCAGCUUCAUGUUCGUUCACGAGUUCUGUUCCCGAAUAUGAGUUUCAAAAAAAGUGAUCUUGUCGCCAAAACAAAAUUUGUGCGAUUGAUUAUUCUUUGUUUAACGUUAUACAUACAAUUUUUAAUUAAAAUAAAUAAAAAAAUAUUUUAAAUAUUA
This is a messenger RNA of Chrysoperla carnea, 2001 nucleotides long. Its product is annotated as alanine aminotransferase 2-like. The record is from RefSeq and is a predicted model, not a curated record. The transcript has 7 exons. Gene Ontology annotation, molecular function: L-alanine:2-oxoglutarate transaminase activity; pyridoxal phosphate binding. NCBI's taxonomy places the organism in Eukaryota, Metazoa, Arthropoda, Insecta, Neuroptera, Chrysopidae. Bases 135 to 1709 code for a protein of 524 amino acids. Gene Ontology annotation, biological process: biosynthetic process.